Molecule: messenger RNA, 1215 nt
Organism: Trypanosoma grayi
Lineage: Eukaryota; Euglenozoa; Kinetoplastea; Trypanosomatida; Trypanosomatidae
Product: putative protein kinase
Exons: 1
Coding region: 1-1215 (404 amino acids)
Biological process (GO): mitotic DNA damage checkpoint signaling; protein phosphorylation
Cellular component (GO): nucleus
Molecular function (GO): ATP binding; protein serine/threonine kinase activity
Source: RefSeq, a predicted model, not a curated record
AUGUCACUCUUCCCCUUUCGGGAAGAGCGGCACAUUGACCAGCUGUACGAGACGGAUGACAUAUACGACUUUAUUGGCCGUGGGACGUUUGCGUCAGUCUUCAAAGCGGUGAGUCUCGUUGACGGCAAGAAGGUGCAAAAGGGGGAUGCCGUCGCUCUCAAGGUGUUCAGCAAACGCGACCUCACCUCAGAAAAGAUGCGCCUCGACGUCAUAAACGAGGUGGAGGUGCUGGGGCGCAUUAGCCACAGCAACUGCCUGCAACUCCUCGACUGUUUCCACACGCCGCUGCACGUCGUCAUUGUGAUGAACUGCGUCGACGGCAGUGAGCUUUUCAAGGCCUUGCGGGACACUGUCUUCUCGGUACCGCAGGUGCGGUCGGUGGUACAGCAGCUGCUAUGCGCGCUCGCGUACCUCCACAACGACGUCGGCGUCGUUCACCGGGACGUGAAGCCGGAAAACAUUUUAGUGACGCCCAUCGACGGCGGUGACUUCCACGUGACGCUCGUCGAUUUCGGCCUUGCGCGAGCGUUUCCGCGGCAUGGCGGUGCACGUGCGCGGCUUGGUGGCGCCCGCUUUUCGCUGCACGGCCCGCCCAAGUCGGCAUCGGGCGAGUCGCUCGACUCGCACUGCGACAGUCCCCUUAUUGCGACGCCCUGCGGCACGCUCAACUACGCGGCGCCGGAGACGGUGAAGAGUCUCACGCAGAGCGGACAGCUCGCUACCACGCCGGACCUGCUAUCUCGCAUGGACGUCUACGCAGUGGGUGCCAUCUUGUACGUGAUGCUGGGAGGCAAAUUGCCGUUCCGCCAUUCUGGUAAUAAGAUGCAACUGGUGAAGGAGAUGGAGGACGGUCCGCUCUUUGCCGAAACACAAUGGAGCGGUGUCCCAGAGGAGGCGGUUGAACUUACGAAGGCGCUCCUGCAGUUUGACCCGACUAAGCGGCCGCGCGCGCAAGAGGCGCUUCAGUUCGCUUGGUUUCGCACAAGCGAUGACGGAAGUCAUGUCGAUAGCACCUUUGGUAAAGAGACGUGGCCACUGCCAAUGCGCGAGCUCGUUGGGGACCGCGAGUACAUAAAACGGGCGUUUGACGCCAUGAAGCCACCGGAGAGUACUCUCUACGACGGCAAUGGCGCCCCCGUCGGUGGGCGUUGUAUUAGUGUCCCAUUCGGUGCGUCGCGCUCCUCCGUAACAUCGUACUUUGGCUUCUGUCCGUAG